Messenger RNA from Pelodiscus sinensis (Chinese soft-shelled turtle), 1463 nucleotides. The record is from RefSeq and is a predicted model, not a curated record. Lineage: Eukaryota; Metazoa; Chordata; Testudines; Trionychidae.
GCUAUUGGGGAGUCUGCUCUACUGUCCCCUUGCCUGGGGGGCUCUUCGUAGGGCUCCCCGCGCUCUGAGGGAGCAGCGCAGGUGGCUCCUCGGUGUCCCUGGCUGAGGGCCUAGUGAGGCGAAGGGGGUUGGCAAAAGCUUGGCAUGGAGGGUGAGGGGCAAGGCGGGGCCGGAUGCUCCCAAUGAGAAAUUCUGGGCCCGUCCCAUUAAGUGCUUGGACUCGGCUCCCACGCGUCCUGGGCCUGGGUGGUUCCGCAGCUCUGCAGGAGGCUCUCUCCGCCUUGACUCCGUGCAAGGCGGGUGCUGUCUCUAGCUCCUCGCCGAGCUCUGCUCCGGCAGUAUCCUGAUUGCAGAGCUUUCGUGGGCUCUUUGAAACGCAAAUGAUUCCAGUCUGCCCCGGGGUGGCAAUAAGCUGGUUGCCUAUCGGGCUCUGGUUAGAGUACUCAGUGGAAGGGGAGGUGAGCAGCAUAAUUAAAGAGAAUGAGACUAGGCGGUAGCACUACAAAACCCCUGAAGAAUAGAAAAGAAUAAGAAAAACAGAAAUGAAGGAAGAAAAAAGGAAGAAAAAAUUAAAGCACUCUGGGGCAGUAAAGGAAGAGCUAGUCCAUGAAAAUGAACCAAAGAAAAAGAAACAAAAGCUGGAGAGAGCAAAAAAGGUGGAGAAGGAGGUGGAGGACCUUACUGCAGAGGAAAGGAGGACAUUAGAAAGAAAACUGAAGAAAGAACGUAAGAAGGAAGAAAAAAAACUAAUGCAGGAAGCUGGAAUUGCUGCAAAGAAAGAAGAGCCCAAAAAGCCAUCAGGAGCUGAGCUAGCACUGGAGUAUUUAACUAGCUGGUCCAAAAAACCCAAUAAAUGGAAGUUUCAAAAGACAAGACAGACUUGGCUUCUUUUGCACAUGUAUAAUAAAGAGAAGGUUCCAGAUUCAUAUUUCUCUAUUUUAUUGGACUAUCUGGAGGGGCUUAAAGGCAACGCACGAGAUGUAACCAUGAAGAAAGCUGAAGCUCUUAUGAAAGAGUAUGAUAAUUCAGACACAGAAGAUCCAGGCCUGUUGGAGAAGUGUGAGCGCAUACGAAAAGUUUUACAGCUAUUAUCAUGAAAGUGUGUAAACCAAACCUUGUCAUUAUUCUAGAUUCGUCUGUCUCUGGCAGAGCAGGUGUGAUGCAACAAAUAACUUUUUUUAAAAUGUAAUGACACUUUUCUCAUUAAGAAUUGUAAUUUUGAUGAGAUAUCAUAUUUCCCUUGCUCAUUGUACAAUAUUUUUAAUCAAUCAUUAAACAGUUUAUAAAGAGACUGAUGUCAAAACAAACAUUGUUAAACAUUCUAUUUUGGCUCCAUCAAGUAAUUUUUACAUCUCUUGAAAAUGAAUGGAGACAUCCAUCUCCCUUUAGUUCUUCACAUAUCCACAUGUAAAUACUGUUAACUGAUGAGAGAAGUUUUGUCUCAAUAAAAGCAAAGCAAACUA